Megalopta genalis is the source of this 5357-nucleotide messenger RNA. RefSeq names its product thioester-containing protein 1 allele R1. Lineage: Eukaryota; Metazoa; Arthropoda; Insecta; Hymenoptera; Halictidae. Gene Ontology annotation, cellular component: extracellular region. Gene Ontology annotation, molecular function: endopeptidase inhibitor activity. The record is from RefSeq and is a predicted model, not a curated record.
AGUAACGUUCAGAUUUAAGUUUUAUUAAAGAAAAUAAUUCUUUUGUUAAAAAAUUAUAAUUUUCUUUUGCACUAUUAUGUUUGCUAGAAUAUGUAUAUGUACGGGAAAACCUCAAGUUUUAAAGUGCAUAUGACAAUUGCCGAUUACGUCAUUAGUGUAGGUUUGGGACUUCCCACUUUUUCAUUUGUAACAUCGCAAUGACAAGUAAUAUGUUUUCCUAGGAAAUUCAUGCACGUCUAUAGAAAAACCAGUUUGAUAAUUUAAGAUUAUGAAGAUAAUUUUGUUCAAGGAAAUGAUUACGCGCGACUCUUACAUCAUAGAUUUUCUAUUGUUUUAGUGCAAUUAAAUACUAAACAAAAAUGUAUUCGCAUUGGCUUUACAUUCUUUUCCUGGUUUACAUGCCUGCAAAAAUACAAGCAGAAUCAUAUUAUAGUAUAAUUGCGCCAAAAGUGGUCCGACCUGAUUCUGAAUAUCAUGUAGCAUUAAGCACAAUUGGUAUCUCAACAACAUCAACGAUAUACGUUGAAUUAAAUGGUCAGCUAGACAAUGGGGAUAUAUAUAAUAUAUCCCAAGUUGUACCAGUGCAGCCAUAUUCUACAAGAAUUUUAAGGCUUGAGAUCGGAGAUGUUAUACCUGGAAAGUAUCAACUGGUUGCACGUGGUCUAUCAGGAAUUGAGUUCUCCGAUUCAAAACCUGUUGAAUAUGUUCACAAGAGUUAUUCAGUUUUCAUUCAAACCGACAGAGCAAUCUACAAACCAGGGAAUAAAGUCAUGUUCAGAUGCAUUCUAUUAAAUUCAAGACUCAGGCCUACUCUUGCUAGAUUAAUAGAUAUUUUCAUUACAGAUGGAAAAAGUAACAGAAUUAAGCAAUGGAAACGUCCAUCUGUGACACAUGGAAUAUUUAAUGGUGAAGUCGAAUUAUCCGAGUCACCUGUAUUAGGUACUUGGAAAAUCACUGCUAACAUCGGUGAUCAAAUAUUUGAGAAAGAGUUCGAAGUUGCAGAAUAUAUUCUCCCCAAUUUUGAAGUCAGCAUAGUUGCUUCCAAACAUUUUACAUUUAAAGACACAAAAAUUAUUGCUACAGUUUACGCAAAGUAUACUUAUGGCAAGCCGGUAAAGGGUGAAGCAACAAUUACAGUUUAUCCUGAUAUUUUCUCUAGCGUUAUUCAACCAAUUUAUCAACAGCCUGUACGAAAAGUGAUACCUAUCGAUGGAAAGGCGGUAGUUGAUUUUGAUAUCGAAUCUGAACUUAGAUUAUCCGAUGACUAUGAAAGACCAGUUAUGAUUGAUGUUGCGGUAGAAGAAUCUUUAACUGGUAGAAGACAAAAUACAUCUAUGCAAGUAACACUGCACAAGCAUAAAUACAAAAUGGAAUUGAUAAAAACAUCAGAAUAUUAUAAACCUGGUUUAAAAUAUACAGCAUUUGUAAAACUGACAUAUCACGAUGGGACACCAGUUCAAGAUAAUAAAAAUCCUGUCACGAUAAUGUAUGGAUAUACUUAUAAUCAAUCUGCAUAUACCAUUAUUAAUAAAAUGUUAGAUAAAAAUGGUAUGGUACAACUGGACUUCUACCCAUCAAAAACUAAUGAUAACAUUUCAUUACCUUUAAAUAUCGAGGCACAAUAUCUAAAUUUACACGAAUGGUUUCCAUCAACAAAUCAAGCAAUGUCUCAGAACAACGAAUAUCUACAAGCUAUUUUGAAAACUGAAAUCCCCAUGGUUGGUCAUGACAUUGAAAUUGAAGUAAACUCUACAAUUCCAUUAAAAUAUAUUAAUUAUGAAAUAUUCGGACGCGGUGAUAUACUAGAUGCUGGUUCUAUAUAUGUACAAAAUAAGUAUACAACAACUUUUAAAUUUUUGGCAACAUAUGUUAUGGCGCCUACUGCACAUAUAAUUGUAUAUUAUGUAGGAAACGAUGGAGAAGUGAUCGCAGACGCUUUAGAUGUAGACUUGGAAGGAGUACUUCAAAACUUUGUUGAUAUUAAUAUCGCACCCGGCGAAGUUGGACCAGGAGAAAAUGUUAAUUUAGUCAUCACUUCAAAACCAAAUUCAUAUGUUGGUUUAUUAGGUGUGGACCAGAGAUCGAUUUUAUUAAAAUCUGGCAAUGAUAUUUCACGUGAACAAGUAUAUAAAGAGUUAAAAUCAUACGAUAUGGUAAGAGAUUCACCAUAUAUGGACUCAGUUUUUGACCGAUACCUUUGGAGUCGUGGAUCAGCUACAGCGAAUGAUGUUUUUAGCGAAAGCGGUGCUAUUAUUAUGACAAAUGGAUAUGUUCAUGAAAAUUUUCCAAUUCGACAACCGGGAAUAUUGGAAGGUAGAAUAACAGGCUCGCCUCAUGGUGCAUCUACACUUCGGCCAGACAUUGGUCCGCCCGUUACGCACAAACUAGCAACAAGACCACCAUUGGCAGGUCCUUAUGCCUUCUCUCGCAUCCCACCUCCUGUCUGGAAUAAGCCCCGUGUAUUCCUAAUGCAUGACAUCUUAAACACCUGGCUUUUUACAAACUUCUCUUCAGGAUACGAUGGGAAGAACGAACUGAAAAGGAAUGUGCCCGAUUCAAUUACAUCGUGGGUAUUGACGGCAUUUUCUUUGAACGAUGUUGACGGGCUGGGUCUCAUAGAAGAGCCACGAAAGUUAAAAGUUUUUAGACCGUUCUUUAUUGCUAUGGAUCUCCCUUAUUCCGUAAUCCGAGGAGAAAUUGUUGCAAUACAAAUUGUGGUUUUCAACUAUAUGAACAAGUCCGUAGACGCAGAAGUUUUACUAACGCAUGAAGGUCAAUUUGACUUUGCCGAAAUAUCUAAUGAUGUACAUGAUGUACCAAAAUUAGAAUUAUAUCGGAAAAAGAAAGUGGAAGUAAAAGCUAAUUCUGGUUCUAGUGUAUCAUUUAUGAUCAUUCCAAGAGAUUUAGGCUACAUUACUAUUAAAGCAACCGCAAAUAGCAUAUUAGCUGGUGACAGUAUCGAACGUAAACUACUUGUAAAAGCUGAAGGAGAAACACAGUUCUUUAAUAAAGCUGCUUUCUUAGAUCUUAAAAACUCACAUAGUACAACAACAUAUUUCAAAAUAGACAUACCCAAAAAUGCUGUACCCGGUUCUGAACAUAUCGAAAUCUCUGCAGUAGGUGAUAUUUUGGGCCCUAGUAUUUUAAAUUUAGCAAAUUUAAUUAAAAUGCCUUUUGGUUGUGGAGAACAAAACAUGUUAAAUUUUGUUCCAAAUAUAAUGAUAUUAAAUUAUCUCAAUAAUACAAAUCAGUUGACACAAGCUGUAGAAGGUAAAGCUUUAAAAUAUAUGGAAAUAGGUUAUCAAAGAGAAUUGACGUACAGACAUGACGAUGGAUCAUUUAGCGCAUUUGGCAAGUCUGAUGCCAAUGGAAGUACAUGGCUUACAGCUUUCGUAGCAAAGGCUUUCAAGCAAGCUAUGAAAUAUAUUCUGGUUGAAGAUAGAAUAAUAGACGAAGCUCUACAAUGGCUAUCAAACAAUCAAGCUCCAAAUGGAAGUUUUCCUGAAAUAGGGAAGGUUAGUCAUCGUGACAUGCAAGGUGGGGCUGCAAAAGGUCUUGCAUUGACAGCAUUCACUCUUAUAACUUUCCUCGAAAACGAUGAUUACAAUGGAAAAUAUCGCAACACAAUAAACAAAGGAAUUGAUUAUAUUGUCCGUAAUAUGAAUGAUCUAGAUGAUAUUUAUGCCUUGAGUAUUUGCACGUAUGCCUUAAAUUUGGCAAAGCACCCAUACGAAAAUGCUGCAUUUACUUUAUUGGAAUCCAAAGCUAUGGGAAAAGGAGACCUUAAAUGGUGGAGUAAACCUGUACCUAAGGACGAUAAAAAUCCAUGGUAUUCUUUACCAAGAUCUGUUGACGUAGAAAUGACAUCGUAUGCUUUAUUAACUUAUCUCAAACAUAAUCUAGUCACUGAUUCCAUAGCUCUAAUGAAAUGGCUUAUAAAACAAAGGAAUGCCGAAGGUGGUUUUGCAUCUACACAGGAUACUGUGAUCGGAAUACAAGCAUUGGCAAAACUAGGUGAAAAACUAGCAUCAAAGAGUAAUGCUAUUUCAAUAACAUUUAUGUAUGAGGGAGGUGGACAAAGUCAGAUGAAUAUAAAUUCUGAUAAUUCUAUGAUACUUCAAAAACAUGGACUUCCCAGGAAAACACGGUCAGUUAAUGUAACAGGCACUGGUAGUGGAUUUGCUUUGGUCCAAAUUUCAUUUCAGUAUAAUUUAAAUGUAACCGGAGCUUGGCCACUCUUUACUUUGGACCCUCAAGUUGAUAAAAAUUCCAAUGCAAAUCAUUUGCAACUUUCAAUUUGUUCUGGUUUUGUGCCAACAAAAGAAGCCAAUGAGAGUAACAUGGUUGUGAUGGAAGUUAGUCUACCAUCUGGUUUUACUGCAGACAGAGAUUCGUUACCUAGUCUUGAGGUUUCGCAAAACGUAAAACGAGUAGAAACUAAAGACGGAGACACGGUUGUAAUACUAUAUUUUGAUAAGAUGGACAGACGUGAAUAUUGUCCAACAGUAUCUGCAUUCAGAACACACAAAGUUGCAAAACAAAAGCCAGUACCAGUUACUAUAUACGACUAUUAUGAUUCCUCAAGAAAAGCAAGAGUAUUUUAUGAACCACGGAAAGCGACACUUUGUGAUUUAUGCAAGGAAGAAGACUGUGAAGAUUUAUGUGUAUCACAACUUGGUAAACAAGAAGAUUCCUCUCAAUCUGCUGCUUCAUGUCAAACAAUCUGUACAUACUUACAAUUAUUAUUACUUGUAUUCUUCUCUGUUAAAUAUUUUGAAUACUUUUAGUUACAACUUUCCAAAAACAUUCUAUAGUUUUGUUAAAAAACAAAAAGAAAAAAAACAAUUACAAGGCUUUUAGUAAACAUACAACCAAAGUACAUCACACGCAAAAGUUAAUGUGUGUACAUUAACGCAGUUAUGUAUGAGCUUUAAACCAAUUCGAAUUCAGUGUUUUAAAUCGUAGAAUGUAUAAUAUUUUACCGUAGCAGAAAGGUACUCUACUUAACAAAUCAAAUGAAUGAAAUUUUUGUUACAUACUGACACUUUAUGUUGCAGUAAAUAUACACUGUAUUGUUACUGAUAAUAAAUUGUUACUUGUUCACUUACAAUUAAGAUUAUAGGAAAACUAGUGCUUAUUAAAGAUGAACUUCUCUAAAAUAAUGGAAUGUAGUUUCAUAUACCACUUACAUUUUAAAUGUAAAUUGUACAUAACCUUAUAAAGUUUACUAGUCAAAUUGUCACUCGAGAGUAUCAAGUUUAGGUAUAUGUAUCCGCAUAUACUUAUUAACGUUGCUUCCAUUAGGAACUGUUCAAUGAAUACAUAACAUUGAACUGCGCAAAUUAAUAAAAAAAAAA